AUGCUUGCUAUUCACGGGCCAUCACUCGCUCUCUCAUCUCAUGUCGAACUGGGAACUUCGCCGUGGAAAAGUAUUCGCGAUUACAAGUUCUGGAUUUCUGAGAAGCUUGACCGAGUAUUUGAGACUUCUCAGUUCCCUAACACGUUCUAUUUAAUUAUUUCUGUUUUGCACAACUCCCGGGAGGAAAAAGAUGCGGGAAGAGGCCAUCUUUUUGGAUUCAGAUUCGUCAAUUGA
Haemonchus placei is the source of this 234-nucleotide messenger RNA. The record is from the annotation of a GenBank genome assembly. Lineage: Eukaryota; Metazoa; Nematoda; Chromadorea; Rhabditida; Trichostrongylidae.